UAGAGAUGGGGUUUCGCCAUGUUGGCCAGGCUGGUCUUGAAUUCCUGACCUCAGGUGAUCCGCCCACCUCAGCCUCCCAAAGUGCUGGGAUUACAGGUGUAAGCCACCGUGCCCAGCCAGUGACAGAGAUAUUACUGUCAUUAGCAGACAGAGGCCAGGCAUGCUGAAGGGCUCAACUGCAUGGGACAGUAUUCCUUACCUAAGAAUGGUUCUCAAAUACUAGUGGCACCUUCUCUGAGAACCACUGUAUUGUUUAAAGACAACCUAUUCUGGUUUCUUGUUCAGUGGAUAGGUACAUGGAUGAAUGAAUUCACAAUGAUAAAUAUUUUUAAAAUAUUCCUUCCUCAAGGCAUAAUGCAAGAUUAUUAUAUUUAUUAUAUUAUAUUGGUUAUUCAUUAUUGUGUCACAAAUUACCCCAAACCUCAGGGGCUGAAAACAACAAACAUUGAUCUCAGUUUCUGGGUUUCGGAAUCUGCCAGGUCUUGCCCAUUUGGUUCUGGUUGAGGGUCUCACAUGAUGCAGUGAUGAAGGUGUUGAGAAGGGCUGCAGCGAGGAAGGAGCUGGCUCCUCCAGGCUCACCCAGUGGCUGUUGGGAAGCCUCAGUUCCAUGGCACAUGAGCUUCCAUAUGGCGGCCUUACAACACAGCAGCCAGACUCCUCCAGAGAUUGAGAGAGGGCCCAAGAUAGAAGUUGCACUUCUUUCUAACCUAGUCUUGGAAGUGGCAUCUCAUCAUGUUCCCCUAUUCUGUUCAGGACAUUGAGUCAGUGAGUCCGGCCCACAGUCAAGAGGGGAGGAUUACGCAAAAGCAUGAAUACCAGAGUCAGAGGUCACUGGGGCCAUCUUAGAGGCCACCUACCACAAAUACAGAAGAAAGUAUUUUAAAAGACCAAAUGAGAACCACUUCAGGUUUAACAGGGAUUAUGCUUUUCCAGAUAUCAUUUGAGGAUGUGGCUGUGGAUUUCACAUUGGAGGAAUGGCAGCUACUUAAUCCUACUCAGAAGAACUUGUACAGAGAUGUGAUGUUGGAGAACUAUAGCAAUCUGGUUUUCUUGGGUUUUCAAAUUCUCAAACCUGAUGCAAUUUUCAAACUGGAACAACAAGAUCCAUGGAUAAUAGAUCAAGAAAUCCUAAAUCAAAACUUUUCAGAAGUCUGGCUAGAUAAUCCCAAAAUGUGGCUCCAAGAUAAUCAAGACAACCUUAAAAGUAUGGAGAGAGGCCAUAAAUAUGAUGUUUUUGGAAAAAUAUUUAAUUCAAGCAUAAACAUUGUUCAUGUAGGAAUGAGAUCCCAUAAAUGUGGCACAGGAGAAAAAAGUUUAAAAUGUCCUUUUGAUUUGCUUAUUCCAAAAAAUAACUGUGAAAGAAAGAAAAUUGAUGAACUCAAUAAGAAAUUAUUAUUCUGUGUCAAACCUGACAGAACCCAUGAUGGAAUAAAAUACUGUGAUUGCAAUACAUGUAGAAAACCCAGCAACAAAGAGCCAUGGCUCACUGCUAAUCAUGUAACACACACAGGAGUCUAUUUAUGCAUGGAAUGUGGCAGAUUUUUUAACAAGAAGUCACAACUUAUUAUACACCAGAGAACUCAUACAGGAGAGAAGCCCUAUCAAUGCAGUGAGUGUGGAAAAGCCUUUUCACAGAAGUCACUGCUCACUGUUCAUCAAAGAACUCACUCAGGAGAAAAACCAUAUGGGUGCAGCCAAUGUCAGAAAGCUUUUAGUAGGAAGUCACUCCUCAUUUUACAUCAGAGAAUUCAUACUGGAGAGAAGCCGUAUGGAUGCAGUGAAUGUGGAAAAGCCUUCAGUAGGAAGUCGCAGCUUAAAAGACAUCAGAUAACUCACACAAUAGAGAAACCCUACAGUUGCAGUGAGUGUGGGAAAGCAUUCUCCCAGAAAUUAAAACUCAUCACACAUCAGAGAACGCACACAGGAGAGAAACCCUAUACGUGUAGUCACUGUGGAAAAGCCUUCUUUUGGAAGUCGCAGCUUAUUACUCAUCAGAGGACCCACACAGGGAAGAAACCUUAUGCAUGUAGUGAGUGUCAAAAAGCCUUCAGCAGGAACUCGCUUCUCAUUAGGCAUCAGAGGAUUCAUACAGGAGAGAAGCCCUACGAAUGCAAUGAAUGUGGUGAAGCCUUCAUCAGAAAACCACAGCUGAUUAAACAUCAGGUAACUCACACAGGAGAGAAGAACUAUCGAUGCAGUGAUUGUGAAGAGGCCUUCUUUAAGAAGUCAGAGUUAUUAAGACAUCAAAAAAUUCACUUAGGAGAGAAACCAUAUGGAUGCAUUCAAUGUGGGAAAACCUUCUUUGGGAAGUCCCAGCUCCUAACGCAUCACAGAACACACACUGGGGAGAAGCCUUAUGAAUGCACUGAGUGUGGGAAGGCCUUCACCCAGAAGUCAAGCCUGAUAUCACAUCAGAGAACACACACAGGUGAGAAACCCUAUGAAUGCAGUGAAUGCAGGAAAACCUUCAGUGAGAAGUCAAGUCUCAUUCAUCAUCAGAGAACCCAUACUGGAGAAAAGCCCUUUGAAUGUAGUGAAUGUAGGAAAGCUUUUGCCUGGAAGCCACAGCUUCUUAGGCAUCAGAGAAUUCAUACAGGGGAGAAACCCUAUGAAUGCAGUGAAUGUGGGAAAGCAUUUGUUCAGAAAGUGCAGCUCAUUAAGCAUCAAAGAAAUCACACAGGAGAGAAAACCUAUGGAUGCAGUGAUUGUGCAAAAGCUUUCUUUGAGAAGGCACAGCUCAUUAUACAUCAGAGAAUUCAUACAGGAGAGAGACCAUAUAAAUGUGGUGAAUGUGGGAAGUCUUUCACGAGAAAGUCACACCUUAUGAGGCAUCAGAGGAUUCAUACAGGAGAUAAAUACUAUGGAUGCAAUGAGUGUGGGACCACCUUCAACAGGAAAUCGCAGCUUAUGCUACAUCAGAGAAAUCAUAUAAUAUAAAAAUCAUGAGUUUGGCAAAUGCAGAAAGGUUGAUAUCAAAUGUCAUACUUUCUGACACUUUUGAGGAUGCAUGUGGGAGAGAAACCCUAUUGAGGCAGUGACUGUUGAAAAGCUUGGAUUGAGGAGUCAAGAGUCACUAAGCAGAAUUUAGAAAGGAGAGAAGUUUUUAAAAAGUAAACAGUGUAAAAAAAGUCAUCUCCCAGAAGACACUACUCGUUACAUAUUGGAUGACUCGUUGAGGUGAAAACCUUAUUAGUGUUGUGAUAGUAGAGAAGCUUUUAGUCAAAAGUCAGUUUAUUACAUGUUUAGAAGACCUAAACAGGAAGAAAAUUCUAGGCCGGGCACGGUGGCUCACGCUUGUAAUCCCAGCACUUUGGGAGGCCGAGGCGGGCGGAUCACGAGGUCAGGAGAUCGAGACCACGGUGAAACCCUGUCUCUACUAAAAAUACAAAAAACUAGCCGGGCGUGGUGGCGGGCGCCUGUAGUCCCAGCUACUCGGAGAGGCUGAGGCAGGAGAAUGGCGUGAACCCGGGAGGCGGAGCUUGCAGUGAGCCGAGAUCGCGCCACUGCACUCCAGCCUGGGUGAGAGAGCGAGACUCCGUCUCAAAAAAAAAAAAAAAAAAAAAAAAAAAAAAAAAAAAAAAAAGGAAGAAAAUUCUAUUGUUUGUUACAACAAAGUGGAAGACUUCAAGAAAGGACAACUCACUAUACACUUGAGAAUAAUACCUACAGAGGUUCAUACUGAAGAGUAGUCUCAAUAGCGUAAAGAAUUUGACAAGCAUGAUGCUAUUGAAAUAGUUCUGUAAGGAAGUGGUGUUCUUUAUACAUAAAUUAUUAUUAUUACAGAAAGCAGUCAAAGUGUUAGGUGUGUUUACUUAGAUGUGAAGAGUUCUGCUUUCUGCUGUGAUGGAAUAACAAGGGUCAGAUUUCCUCUCCUGCCUUAAACAACUAGAAGCUGUACAAUACAUAUAAUAUAUAAUGGUUUUCAGACAUAGGACAAGCACAGGUUUGUGAUCCUCGGGAGACUGCAGACAGAGUGAGGUGAGCACCACGGUUUCUCAGCCUGCACCCGCAUGGCCGUUACUAGGCUGCAGUUCAGGGAAGGGAAACAAUAAAUCUUGCUGAAUUGAAGAGACAGGAUUGGCAGUUGGGGAGGCCACAGCAGCUAGAAUUUGCAGGGGAAAGUGCUGGAGAGAUGGGAUCCUCCUAGAUACAGGGCUCAAGAAGUCUGCUGGGAGUCCUCUGACUCCUUUGACUUAGUACUGACUUGCACUGAGGCCAGGAAAAGCAGCACUGGAAAGCAGCAGGCUGAACAAUUCCUGGAACACAUGCAGGGCUGGGAAUAGUUUGUGUUCUCAGCAGCCAGAGUGGAAACAGAUUCUAACACACAAAGCAUCAGGUAGAAUUCUCAGAAAGGUUUUGUUUUAGUAGUUAGCUCUAGAUUAAAAGCUACUCUGGACCUAUAGUGUCCAGCAUCCAAAUAAAUUUAUCUGGCAUGCAAAGAAGCAAUAAAGCAUGAUUUAUAACCAGGAGAAAAAUCAAUGGAGACCCAGAAAAGACAGAGGUGAUGGAAUUAGUAGACAAGGAUAUUAAAAGAGCUAUUGUAAAUAUAAAGUAGAGGAAAACAUAAGGUUGAUGAAACCUGAGGUAUAAGAGAUAUUUUUAAUGGCCAAAAUGGAACUUCUAGGGAUGAAAACAACUUCUGAUUUUGUUAAAAUCCUGGGUGGAGAGAUUAGAUACAGAAAAAGAAAAAAAAAAGUCAAUGAACUUGAAGAGUAAGAAUAAAAACUACCAAAGUGAUAUAGAGAGAAAAAAAGACUUAAGAGAAGAGAAAGAGAAUAGGAAAACCGCUACAGUGGUGUAAUAUAUGUGUAACUGGAGUCCCAGAAGGAGAGAAAAUGAAGAGAAAUGAAGAAGGAUUUGAAUAAAUAAUGGCUAAAGAUUUUCCAAAUCUGAUGAAAACAAUACCCCACAUAUUCAAGAAGCUCAAAUGAUCUGAAGUAGAAUAAACAUAAUUUAUAUCACAACAGUGCACCUCAGAGUCACAUUCAUGAAAAGCACUGAUAAACAAUAAUUUUAAAACACCUUGAGAAAAAAACGAUAAUACAUACACAUGGACAAAGAAUGGCAGCAUAUUUCUGGUGAGAACUAUGCAAGCUAUAAGACAAUGGAGUAUUAUCUCUAAAUUCCUGAAUGAAAUAAACAACAAACCCUGCAACCUAGAAUUCUGUUUCCAUCAAAAACAUUUUCAAAAAUGAAGGCAAAAUAAAGACUGUUUCAGACAAACUAAAUCAAAGAUAAUUUUAUUACCUGUAGACCUGUCUUCGGGAAACAUUAAAGGAAGUUUGAGGGUAGCAGGAAAAUAAUACAAAACUUAAGUUUGGGUCUGUACAAAGGAAUGAAGUUCUGAAAAUGGUGAAUAUGUGGGUAAAUAUAAAAGAUAUUCUCUUUUUAAAAUAUUUUUAAAAGGGAAUUGGCUGCUUAAAGCCAAAGUAAUGAUAACAUAUUUGGAGUUUAUUUAGAAGUAAAGUGUGACGACGAUAACACGUGUGAAUUUUUAACACUGCAUCAUCUGAGUCAGAAGCCUAUUCCUUCAGGGCUCAGGGUAACUUGAAUUUGUACUAGGCACAUGACAGAAAUUAUAUGUAUUGUGGAUCUCCAUGUGUGCUGAGUAUUCCCUAUUUCUUUGAUCCCUUUUCCAUUUUCUGCUCUGCUGCCCCCCGAGGCUGUCUUCUAGAGACUGGGGUUUCUUCAUAGGUUUGAACAGUGGGAGAUACCAGAAAGAGAUCAGGUGGGAGGAGAAAAAGUUAAUACCUUUCCCUUCCUCCUACCUGGACCGUGGUUUAGGUAGCUUCUGUGUUCCCAUAAGGAUACAGCUCCCUUUGGGAAGCCCCAUCUAUGGCUGUAGAUCUCUCGGUUUCAGUUGACACCAUUCCCUCUCCAUGAUCUUCAGACUUAACUACUACUGGGUGCUUCCCCAACCCACUGGUUGGGUGUCUUUCAUUGUGAACACAUAUUUGUAAAUAGUGCCUUUAUUAAUUGUUCUUGAGUUAAUACUUUGAGUGUGCCAUUUAUUUUCUGUGCCAUCUGUUAAAUGAUGAGCAUUUAAUAAAAUUGUGAUAAUCAGUUAUCAGUACAAGUGCCUCAUAGUGCCUAGGCUGAAAUGUCUCAAGAUUCCCCACACUACAUAUCAGUAUUUUCUAUCUGUAUCUGGACAAUGCAGUAGAAAUUAUAACAAAUACAAAGUUCUUUGUGCUUUUCUGCUGCAUAUGUCAGUGGCUCUGGAGAUUGUUACCAUCUGCUACAUAUAUAAAUGGACUUGCAGUUAUUACUAAGCCCCUCUUCAGUAAUAGAAAGACUUAUGAAGUCUUUUACUACCUCUGGGUUAGCCAAACAACCUUCAAGAAGCAUUGUUAUUUAGGUUAAAUAUCCAUGGACAAGAAACAAGAUAAUCAGUUACUGAGUGAAGAAAGAUGGGAAUGAUGAAAGAUGGGAAUGAUGUCCCGUAC
Messenger RNA from Symphalangus syndactylus (siamang), 6446 nucleotides. RefSeq names its product zinc finger protein 605 (gene ZNF605). Gene Ontology annotation, cellular component: transcription regulator complex; chromatin; PcG protein complex. The record is from RefSeq and is a predicted model, not a curated record. Lineage: Eukaryota; Metazoa; Chordata; Mammalia; Primates; Hylobatidae. Gene Ontology annotation, molecular function: DNA-binding transcription activator activity, RNA polymerase II-specific; RNA polymerase II cis-regulatory region sequence-specific DNA binding. Gene Ontology annotation, biological process: regulation of transcription by RNA polymerase II.